Penicillium robsamsonii is the source of this 543-nucleotide messenger RNA. Its product is annotated as mediator of RNA polymerase II transcription subunit 11. NCBI's taxonomy places the organism in Eukaryota, Fungi, Ascomycota, Eurotiomycetes, Eurotiales, Aspergillaceae. Bases 1 to 543 code for a protein of 180 amino acids. Gene Ontology annotation, cellular component: mediator complex. Gene Ontology annotation, biological process: regulation of transcription by RNA polymerase II. Gene Ontology annotation, molecular function: transcription coregulator activity. The transcript is spliced from 2 exons. The record is from RefSeq and is a predicted model, not a curated record.
AUGGGUGAAAACACGUCCCCGCAAGAGCUACCUAGCUUCACUUCUGCCGAUCGCAUUCGACAGCUAAAUGACAUGGACAAAGACGUUACCAAACUUCUUCAUUCUGCCGGUCUCGCGAUCCAAGCCUUGACCAACGCCAAACCAGACUCUUCCGUUGCACCAGAUGGAUCACUCGACUCACACAAAACGCGGUUCAAAGAAGCGAGUGCGAAAUACUUUGCCCUUCUCUCCUCAGCCGAUGUUACCCUCCGCCGCCAGAUCUACUCCCUAGAGGAAUCAUCUCUAGUCGGACCUGAGAAAGGCUCGCGCGCAGGGGACACAAAAGCUGGAGCCAGGAACGAAGGAGUCGCAGGAGCUAAAUCGCGAGCUCCAAACUCAUUGGAUAUCAGUCGGCUCAACACCCGGAAGGAUACAGUUGGGAAAGAUAAGGAGGCUGAAUUGUGGGCGGCUGCUCGGAAAUUCGUUGAGCAGACACAGAAGCCUUCCGAGACAAGCAAGGACUCUAGGCCAGCGAAUGAACCGGAGGAUAUGCAGGUGGAUUGA